AGUCCCCAAAAUCAACCAAGUCAACCCCCACCCCUCCCCCCUACCAUUCCCACCUAGAUUGGAGUGUUGUAUCAUCGAGCAAGGAAAGAGAGAUGGAGGCUGCCAUAGUGGGCGCCUUGCUGAAGGCCACCCUGCCGAACCUGUUUAAGCUGAUAGGUGACACAUGCAAGCAGCUGGAGCCUGAUGUUCGAUUCAUUCAAAGUGAGCUCGAGUUUAUGCAAGCUGCCUUCGGAGAUUCUCGCUGGAGAGGCAACGAAAUCAGCGAUUUGCGGAGAACCUGGAUCUUGCAACUCAGAAGGUUGGCGCAUGAGAUCCAAGACUGCAUCGACAACUUCCAGAUCAAGAAGACCUCUCCCACACAGUUUGCCCACGAGAUCGCUGACCUCAAGAAGAGAAUACAAGAUUCAUCCGAGACGCUACACCGUUAUACCGGCCAGGGGGAGCCGAGGAACGGAAAAGUUGCUCCAAAUCCGACGGCGAAUGAUGCAGAGGAAGAUCUUCUUGCCCUCGUACAGAACCAAUCGGAGAUGAACGCCAAGGUCAUCUGCGCUAUUGGCUUCGGUGGCCAGAACACUGAUCUUGCGAGGCGGGUCUAUGAGAAGAAUGAAGUCCGUCGGCAAUUUGGUCAACGGGCGUGGGUCAGUGCGGUGGGCAGAACCGUGGAUGAUGUUCUGACGGAGAUACUCAGGCAACUUGAGCGGCGCCCUGGGCUGGGCAUGCUCAUCCUCAGCUGGCUCCUUUCCAUCUUGUGUUUUCUCCAAGGACUGCUUCUCAAGGUUUUCGGCACUGAGAUGCCUGUCGCAUCCCGGUCCGGCGCCAGCUCCGGCAUCGAUCAUCAGCUCAGAUCACUGCUAAGCAAAGAAAGGUAUUUGAUUGUAAUUCAUGAUGUCACGAAAGAAGAGGUGUACAAUAAAAUAUGUGCCUUCCCUUGGGCCAACAGAGUGGGCGGCAGAAUCAUCGUGACGACGGACAUCCAGUCAGCAGUGAGACCCUGCAUCUGUGAUAACGAUCCACCACUGCUUGUUCCAGAUAGCAUCACAUCUUGCCUGGUUUUGGUUGGAGAGGUGGGCACUGGGAUGUCUUACAAAGAGACCUGCUCUGCACUUUGUGACGCAGCUGUAGCAAGAAUGCAAUGUUUUGUUGGCAGUGACUAUGAGAGGAUUGUUGUCGAGGACAUGUUGCUAUAUUUCAGCAUGUUCCCACUUCAUCAUCAUGUUCGGAGGAAUCCUCUAAUAAGGCGAUGGCUGGCUGAAGGACUACUUGUCCAUGCCAUACAGAAGGUGCCUGAGAAUGUGUACCGUUUUCCUCAGGAAGUGGCGGCCGAGCAUUUGGACAUUCUCAUCGGCCAGAAUAUUGUCAAGUCCAUUAAGAAGAGCAACAAUGGAAAGGUGACGAGAUGCCAACCUCCAGGUAUGGUGUUCAACCACAUUUGCGCCAGGGCCGUGAUCGAUAAUUUUAACACCUUGCUGUGUGGCCCAAGUCAGAAUGAGACCUUUCAAGAAGCAUAUGUUCGCCGGUUUUCUCUCCAUCCUUACAUGGCUGCUGCCAACGGCGGACUCAAUGUGCCAGAUGUACAUUGUCUCCAUACUAUGGUGGUCUUUCCAACUGCGGGUGCCCAAUAUGGAGCUAUCUUGAAUUUUGAUAAUCAUAAGCUACUGCGGGUGUUGGAUCUUAAAGAGUGCGCUGAUGUGACUGCCAAUCACGUCUUAAAAAUAUGCGAUCUGUUGCUGCUGAAAUAUCUGAGCCUCGGGAGCAGUAUUAAAGAAGUUCCGAGUGAAAUAAGGCGGCUGCAGCAGUUAGAGACACUCGAUAUGAGUACAAGUGCGGUAGUGACGGUGUCCUCAAAUCUACUCAAGUUGCCCAGAUUGAAACACCUCCUUGGCAAGUUUCGGCUAUCUAGAGUGGACUGCCCAGAUGAAAAUCCAAGCAUGAUGAAGAAGGGCGCAAAGAAGGUAAAGAAGGUGUUGAAGCUCAAGGAUGAAUUGUCAAAGCUAAAGGACUUCUUGAGGGACAACAGUGUCCUGGAGACUCUAGCAGGAAUCGUCAUCGGCAACGGCAUGGGAUUUCCACAACUGUUGAGUGAUAUGGGGAAGCUGCGGAAGGUGAAGAUGUGGUGUGAUUCCAUGACAAAUGAGUCUACAGACUUGACUGGUCUUAAGGAAGGCAUCAAGGUAUUCACCAGUCACCGAAUCCGUACACCCAACGUUGAUUACUCACUCUCUGUUGACUUCAGCGGGUCUUCGCAAUCCUUCCUGGAUUGCCUGGAAGAUCCUGGCAUGCUUACAUCACUCAAACUGCGCGGCAAUCUGACGCGCUUCCGUCCAGUUGCUGCAAGGCUGGUUAGUCUACAGGAGCUGUGCCUCUCGUGGACUAAUCUUAGUGGAGCUGCAAUCCAAAUCGGCCUCAGUAAUUUGAGAUGCCAACUGAAAUUUCUGAAGCUGGUUGAGAACAAUCUUGUGGGGCUUGCCAUACAAGACAAGGAUGCAUUCGUAAGCCUGGAACGGAUAUGUCUCGUGGGCAUGCAAAGUCUUGAGGAAAUAAUUAUUCAAGAUCUGAGGAAGCUUGUUUCACUCCACUUGCUCUGUCCUGCUCUAGGUGCUCUUCCCGGCAUCCAGAUCCGAAAGCUCCAAAACCUCAAUGAAGUCGGACUCCACUCUCAAGUUGACGGUGACAUCAAACGUGGAUGGGAAGAUGCUGCGGUAGGCCAUAACCGCAAGCUCAGUAUUGUGUCCAUUGGAAUACAGUAAUGCCAGUUAUGUCCAAAUCCUCUGCUAAGCAUCAUCAUGUACGUGCAAAGCAUUACGACGAGCCAAUCACUAGAGGAACCACUUUCUGUUCUUCAAUAUCUUCGCUGCAUUAGUAUUUUGCCUCCUUCCAUGCGAACAGCCCAACAGAUUUGACAAUGAAUUUCAUCCCUUAGUAUUUCUUAUUACCGAAGACAAGCCAAAUGGCAAGCACAAAACAAGGAAUUUUCCUUACUAGACCGACUCAAGAUUACCGGAUUUACUCUGAGACUCGCCUCUUCAUAGUUGGUCCCCAAUUCAGGAAGAUGGAAAUUACCAUUUGGGUUAGUCCAACCAAGAAAGAAAUGGGAUUCUUUCAAAUGAUAUUGAGUCGUUUCACUUGUAAGCCAAUCGCUGUUGUAGAAGUUAAAUGUAUUCCUUCGCACUAUGCUUGGUAUUUCCCCCCUCUAUAUUUGUACCACUUGCUAGCGUUGCUAUUGUUGUACCUUAAGAUUUAGUUCUUCAUUACGUGUUGUUUUAAAUAACCCUGCUACCAUUAUUACGAUUGAUCAUUUUUACGGUAAGGCUUUAGAUGAUA
This is a messenger RNA of Triticum aestivum (bread wheat), 3321 nucleotides long. Its product is annotated as disease resistance protein RGA4. Gene Ontology annotation, molecular function: ADP binding. The transcript has 3 exons. Gene Ontology annotation, biological process: defense response to other organism. The record is from RefSeq and is a predicted model, not a curated record. NCBI's taxonomy places the organism in Eukaryota, Viridiplantae, Streptophyta, Magnoliopsida, Poales, Poaceae. The coding region runs from base 93 to 2747 and encodes 884 amino acids.